Messenger RNA from Leucoraja erinaceus (little skate), 4577 nucleotides. RefSeq names its product phosphoethanolamine/phosphocholine phosphatase-like. NCBI's taxonomy places the organism in Eukaryota, Metazoa, Chordata, Chondrichthyes, Rajiformes, Rajidae. The transcript has 2 exons. The record is from RefSeq and is a predicted model, not a curated record. Bases 292 to 1023 code for a protein of 243 amino acids. Gene Ontology annotation, molecular function: phosphatase activity.
CAGACUACAUUAAACAGAUGAAGUCUCAGUUUCCAUUGCAAUAGGAGCAGCUCAGAUAUCCACUGCUGCUACGCAGCUCAAACUGUUACUAUGGGUGUGGAUGUCAGAGGAGAAAAUGACCUGCAGAAUAUCAUACUCUGGAAGCAAACUGUCCGAGAGACUACUAGCAUUGUGGCUGGAGCAGGUAGCAGAUUUCAGUUAGGACAUCUGUGCUGAAGAGAGAACUCUUCAUAUUCUUCAUUGAGGUUCAGAAGCAUUUUACUUGUGCCCUGGUAGCUCUGCUUGAUAAUAAUGAAUAAGUUUCUGAUUGUAUUUGAUUUUGAUGAAACCAUCAUUCAACACAACAGUGACUAUGUCAUCCUCAAAUGUAACCCAGACCAAAGUCUUCCAGAAGAAUUACUGCGGCCUCGGGAUGAAGAAUGUUGGAGUGAAUAUAUGGGCAAGGUAUUCCAGUAUCUAGGAGAGACGGGGGUCAAAGAAGAAACCAUGAGAAAGGUUUUAGCAGAAACCCCACUUACAAAAGAGAUGCUAACCCUAUUUCAGUUCCUUAGGAAGUCCCCAGAUUUAUUUGAAUGUGUUAUUAUCUCAGAUGCCAACACCUUCUUUAUCAAUAGCAUUCUUCAAGCAAAUGACCUAUCCACCGCUUUCCAGAAAAUAUACACAAAUCCUUCGUGCUUUGAUAACAAAAAUACCUUCACAAUCAGUCCUUACCAUUCCCAUGUGUGUGAGCAGUGUCCCAUUAACAUGUGCAAGAGACAGAUCCUGCAUGAUCACCUCGUACGACGUGCUGAAGAGGAAGUUGAAUUUGAUAAAAUCUUCUACGUUGGAGACGGCACCAAUGACUUCUGCCCUUCUGUAGAUUUGACGACAACUGAUGUCAUCUUCCCAAGGAAGAACUAUCCAUUGGAUAGGUUGAUCUCCGAGUUCAAAAUGACAGAACCAUCUGCAAUUCAAGCCCAAGUCGUUCCCUGGGAGUCUGGAGAAGAUAUAUUGCUUUUCCUUGAGGAUUGCGCAGGGAGAUAAUGUUGCUCCAACAUCCCUAAAAGAGAUUCAGAAAGCGUUAUCAUUUUCCAGUAGUAAUUUAAAAGCUUUUUUGGGAAACAGAGUAAAAUUAAUAGUAAAAUUGCAUGAUUCUAAAGCUUACUGAAAUAUUUAAUUAUUAUACUAGUUCAGGAUCUAACACAUAUUUCCCUAUAUCAACAAUGCUAGUUAUUUGGUCAACAAUGUAAAAGCUGUGAUUAAACACUAAUUGUGAUUUUUCAAAUGCACCUUUUCCCGGAACACAGAGAAAAGUAGUUAUAAAUCAUCUACUAUUUUAGUUAGGGAGAAAGAUUGUACCAGCACACAAUGGUAGAAAUAUUUAUAUUGUAGAUAUAUCAGUGCGAGUUCAAUUCUCAAGACGGCUUCAUCAGUAAUUAAAAAAUUUUGCAUGGAAUGUAUUAAUGUUCCUAUGAUAGCGUACUAACCAAGCUAUAAUCUUCAUGCAGUCAUCAGCCACGUAUCAGAAUGCUUCAAACAUUUAGCCAGCCCACAUCAGUGUUUAGUAAAUUCUAUGAACUUUCCAUUACAAGUUUCCAUGGAAUGUUUCCGAACAUGUAAUCUUUAAACUUCUGCAGGACAAAACAGAAAACAAGAAAUUAUUUUCCUUAUUUAAAUUUUGUAGUGCUUUGACUCUAAAUACAACUCUGGGAAAGGAAGUAAGAUUUCAGUAUCUGAAGUUUCUUGUAUCUCCAAGGAAAAUCCAUAAACUGUUUGAAAUUCACAAUUAAAGGACGGUUUUCUUAAUACUUAGAAUUAUCGGUGAGAUAUAUCAACCAAUGGAAUACUGUUCAAUAACUUUAUCAUUGGCCUUAGUUUAAGCAGAGCGGUAGACUGAUUAUGAUCUGGUUUAAUUUCAUUAAGUGUUGAUCUAAACAGAUAAUGGAUUGGAAAUGCCUGAAAUUAUAUAACAAUGCAACUAAAACGAAAAUUCCAUAUAAUACCAAAAAUGCUUGGGAUUUGCAAUGACACCAAAUUACCAUUAUGCUUAUGUUAAUAUUCAUGAAAAAUAAACCGGUUGAGAUUUUUUUUUUUAAUUUUAAAACUAGCAUUACAUUGCUUUGGACAUCCUGGGUCAGAUUCAUGUGAGGUCACUGGGGAAGCGAUUAUCUAAUGUGUAUUGCAUACAGUGCAGUGUGUACAUUAGAAUUGUGAUUUAUUGGUCUUUCUUGUAUCUCUGCCUAAUGGGAAAUGUUGCUUCAAGUAAUAGGGCCACUUUGAAGCAGUCUUGCCCAAAGUUGUGGAUGGAUGCUGGAAACAGGCACCCUUUGACCCGACAUCUAAAGGAACAUCGAACUUUUGGGGACGGGUACUUGAGAGUUUGGCCCCCACAAAGAAUGAUGACCUGCCUUUAAGAUGGAGUCAUUGGGACUACUGGAAGCCUGUGUAACUGCAGCUCAGGUAGGGAUAUACCCUCUGGUCAAGCGUUGCUGCUGGGAUUGUGGUCCAGUCCAUUUCCUAAAUCUGUAUUUGUCAGAAUAUGGUUGGGGCAACAUCAGUCAUCCAUUGCAUGCUUGGUGAUAUCACUAAUGCACGUCCACUAGCUACUAUGUAUAAAUGCAUGGGGUCCCAGUAAAAUCUACCAAUUUACACUAAAUGCUUGCAGGGUUAAACCUAUCUGGAAGAAAACCACUGCAUAGCAAUAAAAAACAUUGUGCUACCUGAUAAACCUUCUAACCAAUGGCAUCCUAAAUUUACUUAUUAUUCAAUUAGACAUUACUGAUGAUAUAGAAGAAAUUAACCUGGAGAUAGGACAAGAACUUUAUGAAAAUGUUUAAUUCAGAAAUAUGACACAAAAAAUCACACUGCAAAAUUACUGCUGCUAAAUAAAUAACAGAGCAUGAUUUGUACUGUACUGCCGCUUAGAUAUCAGUACAUAAUAUGUAAAACUGAUUUGACUUGAAGUGUGAAGAUAUCCCUGACAUUACUGAAAGAUCUCAAACAAUUUACAAAAUUAAACUUGGACAAAGUUGAGGAAUUAAAAAUAAUUGGUGUCUUUAGCUGUUGUUGUAGAAUGUAAUACGAAACCAUUGAUGGUAACGGAUUUAACUUAACUAAAUCGAGUUGGGUCAUUUAUAGAAUUUUAGAUAAUCAGACUGAAAAUGUAUACUGCAUUGUUAAAAAGCUUUGGUGCAGCUAGAAUAAAAUUAGAUUAAAAUGUCUGUCAUUUUUUCAGCAAAUGAAUCCAACACCUGUCCAUGUGAAAUUCAGUGUAUUGCCAUUAUAUUGUUCAUCUGGAAAUCCAUGUUACUCAGUCCCGACAGUAUUGAUAUUUGUCUUGGGCAGUAAUCUGAUUCGGGAAAUAAUUCACUGGCAAUUGAUUUUAUGCUUGGCCCAAUAUUUUUUAUUCUUUUCCAUUCCCUCAAGAACUAGAAAUUAUACCACAAAUUUACUUGCUAAUAAUUUUUUUUAAAUGGGUCUAUUCUUGAAUGAAAAUGUAGAAUCUGAAUCUAAAAGGAGAAAACUGCAAAAGGAAACGUCUAACUUUUCCCCAAUAAUGGAACACAGGUUUUUUUUUGUUUUUUUUUUCUUUUUUUGCUCGUACUACAUUCUUUACUUUUCGCUCUGAUCGUCUCAAACCUUCAGAGUUUAUUCAAUGGCCGCCACCAACAGAGCAGGUGCUUAAGCACAACAAAUUGCUUCAUAUUUUCAAGCAUUUUCUUUGAGGAAUUGGUUGCUGUACUAAAUGAUAAUGUGCAUUCUGAAAACAACAUGCAAGCUCACAUUGAAUGUGUUUGUUCGUAAAAAGCAUGGAUUUUCCACAAGUCUCAGACCUCCAAGUAACAUAGAGCAGGAUUCCAGCAGAUGAAGGCACAGGCAAAAAUGAUUGGACAGAGAAAGAAAUGGACUAGAAGCAAUUACUGAUCCCGUGUCGCAAAUUUUGGCAUGUAUCUAAACUGCCCAAAAUUAGAUGAAUAUAUUUUGACAUAUAAGUGACUACAGUAUAGAACUGAACUACAGAAAUUACUUUUAGCCAAUUCCUAUUGAUCUAUUCUCUAUAUACCCAAGAUUACAAUAAUUACAAUUCUUGCCUUCCAAAUUCCUGCCUCAAAUUCUAGUUACCCUGAAUUUUCCUCCCAACAUGAUGAUUUGUAAGGUGAGGAAAUUGGACACCAUUUCUUUCUGAUUAGCUGGAUGAUAUUUGCUACAUCCUGCAGCACUCCUUGUGAUUCACAUGAAACUUUGAAGAUGACAGCACUGCAAGUGUGAAUGUUAUAUGCCGGGCACAUUUUGGUACAGGAAUGUGCAACCAAAACAUUUGCCCCUGAUUUCAAUAUACAUGCAAUUGAUUUAGUGAUACAUCAAGACUCUAAGCGGGUUCUAUGUCACUCUCGCACCAAUGAAAAUGUAAGCCAGCCUAACAUUUCUUGUCGUAUCACAUAUUAUAUUUUUAUUCUGGCAGCUGUGCUAUUUUCAACACUAACAGAGAUGAGUAUAAAAACUAGAAUGCACUCUACCUUCACAUUUUCAUGUCUUUUUAUUCGUGCCAAUUUAGCAAAUACUCCAAGUGUAAUAGUGUAGCAUGUUUCAAUUUUUAC